AUGAAUUACAGUAAUGAAUGUUUUUCAAACUUAGAUAAAAAUAAUGAAAAUACACUAUUGGAACAAAUAAAAUUAAAAAGUAUAUAUAAAGACAGGGAAAAAAAAGAAAUAAUUCAGAAAACACGUUUAACGACAUUUGAAGAGACUAGUUGUAAAACAGAAAAAAAGGAAAUAAAUCAUAAAAAAAUUAUUAAUAAUUAUGAUAAUGUUUUAAAUAGUGAAAAUAACAGUUCUUCUAAUAAGAAAGAUAAUAGUGUAAAAGAAGAAAAAAAUUUCAGUAAAAUUAAUGAUGAAAAUAGUAUUAACACAAUGAUAGAAAAAAUAAUACAAGAUGAAAAUAAACAAAUUGAUUUAAAAAUGACUGAUGAAAAUAAAAAUUUUUAUAAUAAUGUCUUAAAUAAUAAACUAAAUAGUAAUUUAUUUACACAAUUAAAAAAAGAGAUUAUUCAAAUAAAAAUUAAGAAAGAACAAGAAAAAAAUAACAAUAGCAUUAAUAUUUAUAAUAAUGUUUUAAGUGAAAUUAAUGAUAAAAAAGAAACUUCAAAUGAAGAAGUUAAUAUUAACAAAGAAUUAAAAAAAAAUGACUUUUUUUCUCUUACUCAUGAAAGUAAGGAUAUAGAAGAAAAUAAAGAAUUAUAUAUGUUAAAGGAUGAAAUAAAAAGAAUUGGAGAAAAUGAUAUUAUUUUAAAUAAAAUUUACAUGAAAUCAUUAAAUUUAAAUAAUAAGAGUAAUGUAAAUGAUACAUUAAAACAAAAACCGGGUAAAAGAUCAAUAGGAAUAAAAAGUUUACAUUCAUCCUUAUUUAAAGAAUCUAUUUUUGAAAAAAUAUUUGAAAACCAUUAUGAACUAAAAAAAUUUGAUUUCCUAAAAGAUAAAAAUACUUAUUUAAAGCUAUUUGAAUCAACAAAAAGUGGUAUUAAAAAAAAAAGCUCUUUUUUAAAAAGAAUUAAUAGGGAAUGUAAUGAUAGAGAUGAGAUAAAAAUAUUUGAUGAAAAUACAUAUAAAAAUAUAUUUAUAGUUAUGAAAAAAUUAAAAAUAUCUAUGCAAGAUUUGCAUUAUAUCCUUUAUAACAUGAAAGAAAAUAAAAUAUUUCAAGAAGAAUUUGAAUAUAUUGAAAAUUUAAUACCAAAUGAUAAAUAUAUAAAUGAAUUAAAAAAUCUACAAAAUAAAUCAAAUUGGAGAGAAAUUGAAUUAAAGUUAAGAAACACAGAAAAGAUAUUACUGCCUAUAUGUAAUAUUAGUAGAAUAAAAAAUAGAAUCAGAAUUUUUAAAUUUCAUUACACUAUUGAAAAAUUAAAAAAUAAACUACUCGAAAUAUUUAGUUUAUUUGAUAAAGUAUGUUAUGAAUUAAAAAAUAGCAAAUUAUUAAUAGAAAUAUUUCAAGCAAUUUUGAUGUGGGUAAAUUUCGUAAAUAAUGGUGAUACGGAACAUUUGGAAAUUAAAAGUUUUGAUUUGAUUCAUUUAAGCAAAUUAAAAUAUUUUAAAACAACAGGAGGUAAAUUUAAUGCUUUAGAUUAUAUUAUAGUUAAUAUGAUCUCUUUUAAUUCGAUAAGUAAUAUUAACGAUAUAAUAUAUUUGCGUGAAAUAUUAAAAAAAAUACAUAUAAUAAAAGGUUGUGAAAUAGUAGAAGAAAUAAAUUAUAUUGAGAAAGAAAUAAAUCACAUAAAUGAAGAAAUAAAAAAUUAUAAAAAUGAGUAUUCCAAUGUAAUCGUUGUUUUAAUGAAAAUAAUAGAUAAAAGUAAUAAUAUACUGAAGAAAAUAAAUAGUUCUUUAAAAAAUUCCAAAGAAAAUAUAUUAUCACUUUCUUCGUAUUAUGGAUUAGAGAAAACUCUAUUAAAUAAAGAUAUAAUGAAAUUUCCAUCAUCUGAGUUAUUAUUUAAAGAAUUGUUUGUUUUCAUUGAUGAUGUUUACAAUAUAAUGAAUGAAAUUAUUCGAAACCCAAUUAAAAUGAAUAUUUUAUUAAUAGAUGAAAAAAGGAAAUUAGGAAAUUUUAAAAAUAUUGAAUUUUAUAAAGAUAAAAAAAUUUAUCAUAGUUCAACAUUUUAA
This is a messenger RNA of Plasmodium relictum, 2046 nucleotides long. Its product is annotated as formin 2, putative. The record is from RefSeq and is a predicted model, not a curated record. Lineage: Eukaryota; Apicomplexa; Aconoidasida; Haemosporida; Plasmodiidae. The coding region runs from base 1 to 2046 and encodes 681 amino acids. The transcript has a single exon.